AAAUCCCCCGAUGAGAUUCGAAACAUAUGUCUAAUUGCACACGUGGACCAUGGUAAGACAUGCUUCGCCGACUCACUUGUCUCGACAAACGCGAUCAUUUCUGCUCGAAUGGCCGGAAAAUUACGGUUUCUUGACAAUCGUGAGGACGAGCAGACUCGUGGAAUAACUAUGAAAGCCAGCGGAAUUUCAUUACUAUACGGUCCCAUGCUGGUGAAUCUAAUGGAUAGUCCAGGUCAUAUUGAUUUUUCGUCAGAAGUAACAUCUGCUUUAUUAUUGUCGGACAUAGCUUUGUUACUAGUUGAUGUGGUUGAAGGUGUGUGCUCUCAAACAGAAGUUUUAUUACGGCAAGCGAUUACUCAUGGGCAAACGGUCAUCCUUGUUAUUAAUAAGAUGGAUAGGUUACGAGUCGAAUUAAAAAUGGAUGCGUCUGAAGCAUAUACUCAUAUCGUACGCUUACUUGAAGCUGUAAAUAGUUGCGUUAGUCAGGUAAUUCAAGGUUUUAUGCUGGAGAAUCUCGAGAAUAAUUCGACGGAGAGUAUAGAAGAAGUCGAAGCUGCUCUUUCCUUUGAUCCAGUGAAAGGGAACGUCAUCUUCUCAUCGGCAAUUCACUGCUACGCGUUUGGAGUGGAAGAUUUUGCUGAGAUGUAUGCUGAAAAAUUGAAAAUUCCUAAAUUGGAGUUGUCAAAGGCGUUAUUCGGAGAUUUUUAUAUAGCUGCUGGAAAAAUCAAAGAAGAUGCUGCAUCUCGUGGGAAGAAGCCGUUAUUUGUACAACUUGUGCUGGAUCCACUUUGGGCCCUUCACGAUUGCGGACUGGUCAAUAAUGACUUACCAAAACUGGUUGAAUUAAUGGGUAAACUUGGAGUGACUAUAAAAUCUCGUCGCAUUCACGAUGCCUUUGAUGAGGGCAUGAGAACGUGGCUUCCUCUUCCAGUGGCAUGUUUCAAGGCAUGUGCUCGUGCGCCCUCUGCGCGAACUGCUUUCAGAAAUAAUCAUCGGAUGCAGUAUCUAGUUGGAAACAAGGAGAAUCACCCGCUUGCUCAAGCGAUAAAGGACUGCUCUCCUACAGGACCGACUGUGGCACUUGUUGUGAAAUUUGUUCGAUUUGAGGAUCGUAAAGUUAGCGGUGUGUCGAAUUUUCAGCGGACAGAUCACUGCGGGUGCGAUUUUGUACGUGCUAGGACGAAA
Molecule: messenger RNA, 1185 nt
Organism: Ostertagia ostertagi
Lineage: Eukaryota; Metazoa; Nematoda; Chromadorea; Rhabditida; Trichostrongylidae
Source: the annotation of a GenBank genome assembly